GCCCCGGCCCCGUCGCCCAUGGGGAGCGCGGCCCGGCGGCGGCCCGGCGGCCCCGCUCGCCCAUAGCCCGGCGGGGCAUGCCAGGCCCCAGGAUGCCGGCCUGGGGGAUCCUGCCCGUCACGCUGCCUGCCUUCACCAUCACCGGCAUGUGGAUCGUAUAUGCCAUGGCACUGUCCAACAACCACAUCUGCCCUGUCCACAACUGGAGUUACAACCAGUCCUGUGACAUGGACGGCCCUAGCUCCUGCUGCACGCUGGAUCACAUCCCCCUCGUCAGCAAGUGUGGCACCCUGCCUCCCGAGAGCUGCUUCUUCAGCCUCAUCUGCAGCCUGGGCUCCUUCAUGGUCAUCCUGGUGGGCCUGCUGCGCUAUGCCCACCUCCUGGAGCGCCUGGGGCCGUCCCUCCUCAACACCCUGGGGCUGGCCACUGGCUGGGUCUGCGCUGCUGGCCUCACCAUGGUGGGCAACUUUCAGGUGGAUCACGCCAAGGUGCUACACUACAUUGGGGCAGGGGUGGCCUUUCCCACCAGCAUGCUGUUCCUGCUCCUGCAGUCCAUCCUCACCUACCGCAUGGCUGAAACCCGAGGCCAGUACUGGACCGGCCACUUGCGUAGCAUCCUCACCACCGUGGCCUUCUUCACCCUCGUCUUCAGUGGCGUGUUCUUCAUCCAGGAGAGCUUUGUGCUACAGCACGUGGCUGCCUUGUGUGAGUGGAUAUUCAUCAUUGAUGUCCUGGUUUUCUAUGGCACGUUCACCUUUGAGUUUGGGGCCAUCUCCACAGACACCUUCCUGGUCCUGCUGAAAGCCAGCCGGGCCCCCAAAAGUUACAAAGGCGAGAGCAGCCUGUCCAGUACGGCCCACAUCCACAGCCACGUGGAGGGCCUGGCUAUGGCCUGACCCCCACAGGAGGCAGCCCAGAGUGGAGACUCCAAAUUGGGCUCUGCCAGUGACUCCCCACCUUGAAUAUUUCUGAGAACCC
Molecule: messenger RNA, 978 nt
Organism: Agelaius phoeniceus (red-winged blackbird)
Lineage: Eukaryota; Metazoa; Chordata; Aves; Passeriformes; Icteridae
Gene: TMEM150A
Product: transmembrane protein 150A
Source: RefSeq, a predicted model, not a curated record